Linum trigynum is the source of this 874-nucleotide messenger RNA. NCBI's taxonomy places the organism in Eukaryota, Viridiplantae, Streptophyta, Magnoliopsida, Malpighiales, Linaceae. The record is from the annotation of a GenBank genome assembly.
GAACAAGUACCAGAAGGGGAGGCCCAAAUGGCCCAGUUUAUCCAUCAACAGCCUGCCGGGGUUCUAAACCAAAUGACCCAACUCACCCAACAGCCUCCAGGCCUGCAGAACCCAGUUGAAGCGGAGGAGUUUGCAAACAGACCAGAGAAGAAGAGGAAACUAGAACACCGAAUCAAUCAGUCCGAAUCAACCCCAAUGCAAAAUUUGGCUAACAAUUUGUCUGUUGAUUCUUUAUCCUUUACUACAGGGAGAGAUAUCAGGAGGUAUGCAAGGAAAAAGCACACAAUUCAGAGGAGGAGUAUCAGGGAGAUCAAUGAGGACGGGAACCAGUCAGGCGAGGGAGAAUCCAAUUUCCCGAUGGCGACGGCAGCAGGCCACAAGCCACCUUCCUAACCAUGAGGAUCAUCAGCUGGAAUUGUAGGGGGUUUGGCCAGCCCCUUACAAGAGGCUGUUGUGGCAGAUUUUGCCGUAAAUAUGGCCCCUCAGUGGUGUUCCUCAUGGAAACCAGGAAAGUUGACUAGUUCAUGGAAGGGAAGAAGAGGGCACUGAGGAUGGACCACUCAAAAUACGUCAGUCCGUCAGUAGAAGGUAGUGGCUUGGCGCUCUAGUGGAAAGAAGGAGUGGAUUUAUGUGUUCUUGAUGUUUGUAAGUCCUACAUGGACACUAGGAUCAGUAGGGAUGGUGUCACUUUCUUUUGUACCUUCAUCCAUGCUCCAACCACGGCGGUGGAGAGAAGAGCCCUUUGGGAUCGACUUACGAACCUAAGGGAAGCUCAGGAUGAGAAGUGACUUAUUUUGGGUGACUUGAAUGUUGCUCUGUUUCCGUUUGAGAAGUAGGGGCGCUGCCCCCUCAGAAAUGAAAAUGUGGCUCCUUU